Molecule: messenger RNA, 1602 nt
Organism: Clonostachys rhizophaga
Lineage: Eukaryota; Fungi; Ascomycota; Sordariomycetes; Hypocreales; Bionectriaceae
Source: the annotation of a GenBank genome assembly
AUGGCCCAACACACAAGCUUCGGAGCCUUUGGCUCUACCCAGAACGGGGGCAGUAUCGACCCCAACGACCUUGCAAUGGGUGGCGGCUACUCCCAUGCAUUCAGCAACGAUAACUACAACUCCCACUCGAAUUCCGGAGGCGGCUCAAAUGCCUUCGCAACUGGCUCCGCUCUAAUUGACGACGAGGAUCUGCUAGAUGGCCUUGGCUCCGACCGUCCUCACGGCUUGCAGUCGAAUGGACAAGACUUCUCAAACAUGAAUAUGGGCUUUUCCCAGGAUGCCUAUCAGGCCCAUCGGUCUGGAUUGCGGUUGGACGCCAACCAAGUCAAUGGGUUCUCCAGCACACCAGACGGUGACCCCAUCCCGAGCCCAUACACAACAGGUUUUCAUUCGAAUUUCCGCCCCGUGCAAAAUAGCACAUCGCUUGGAACCUCCCUGCACUCCCCUCUGUCAUACUCCGGUUCCCCUCUGACCGUCGGUGAUAUGGGACCAGAUGGGAAUGACCAAAACUACAUGAACACUAGUGCCAGAGCACGCAUGUCACAGCAGAUGCAGCGGAAAGCUUCUAAUCCGCGCAGCCCCAUGACUCCCAAGACAAAUGUCAUGCACGGCAUGUCCCUUGGAUCCCAUGAGUCUCCUAACUUUGGCCCUCAGUCCAUCCGGACCGUGGGCAACCACGAGAAAUCACCCUCGGGGCAGUGGCUUCAGACCCCAACCGGCAGUUACCCUGCUUCAUACAACUCGGGCUUCUCGUCUCCCAUGCAACAGCAAGCUAUGGUCCCUCCCAUCGAUGAGGUCAUGACAAAGGGAGGCACUUCGAUGCCUGCAAAGCUCGGCACGAACAACGCCAUGUCUUCUCAGGAGGCUAAGAGAAAGCGCAGAAGGGAAUCCCACAACCUUGUGGAGCGGAGGCGUCGCGAUAAUAUAAAUGAGAGGAUCCAGGAUCUCAGCAGACUUGUCCCAACGCAUCGCCUCGAAGAUGAGAAGAUCAGAAAGCUCAUCCAGAACGGAACACCACUGUCACCCACUCUCACUGGCAUUUCAAGUCCCUCCCAGGCCACAUCUGGACUGGCUGGUCCCGGCGCACGGAGGGCAGCCGGUGGCAACGCUGGUAACAUUACUACAGGACUGCCAAUCGAAGAGAAAGACAAGGGCCCAAACAAGGGCGAUAUCCUCAACGGCUCUGUUAGCUGGACUCGUGAUCUCAUGUGGAUGCUCCAUCUCAAGCUUCAACAGCACGAGGAGCUUAUGAAUACGAUUGCUGAACUCGGCGGUCAAUUUCCCUUUGAGCUCACGGAGGAUGAGCGUCGUAUGCAGUCUGAACUAAUAGACGCUAUCAACAAGAACGAGGCUGGUACCUUCUCAUACUCUCGCACCGCAGGUUCUGGGCUUCGCGUACCUCACCACACCGACUACAGGGGCAACCCAGCCGGUGAAGGCAAUUUGGAUUCUCUUGGCAUUACACCACCAGAUAACAAUGGCUCCGGUCUUCCCGGGGACCUCGGAGAUACAAAUCAAUUCUGGCAUGACCCUGAUGAUGAUGGCAACGGCAAUCUCAACUUCAAGGGUGAUGACGAGUACGACAUGGAUUUAACUCAAUAG